Molecule: messenger RNA, 4602 nt
Organism: Mus pahari (shrew mouse)
Lineage: Eukaryota; Metazoa; Chordata; Mammalia; Rodentia; Muridae
Gene: Lrpprc
Product: leucine rich pentatricopeptide repeat containing
Exons: 38
Coding region: 267-4445 (1392 amino acids)
Molecular function (GO): protein binding
Source: RefSeq, a predicted model, not a curated record
GCUCGCUGAGAGCCGGGGCGCUGGACAGGGGAACAGGGACACUGCGAACAGAAGACAAAAAAACGGUCGAUCGGAAAACAGAAGGCGGAACCAGGGUAUCGCGCGAGCUCGGCUUGCCUCUCCCGUGAGCCUCGGCGGGGAUCCACCUCCCCCUCCGCUGGACGCCCUCGGCCCUUAGUUUGUCCCAGUGGGGAGGCGACCUGGUCGUCACGUGCUCCUCCAGGUCCUCUGCAGGAGCGUGCAUCCUGCCUUGGGUACGCUGAGCCAUGGCAGCCCUGCUGAGACCCGCGCGUUGGCUGCUCGGGGCCGCGGCGGCCCCGCGCCUCCCGCUGUCCCUGCGCCUCCCUGCGGGCGGCCCCGGCCGUCUGUCCUCCGUCGCCCGGGUUGCGGCUGUUGGUGGCCGGCCCGCUGCAGGAGAGCUACUGAGCCAAGCCAGAUUGUAUGCCAUUGUUGCUGAAAAAAGGGACCUUCAAGAGGAGCCUGCUCCUGUGAGAAAGAGUGGCAGUCAGUUUGACUGGGCUCUGAUGAGACUGGAUAAUUCUGUCCGGAGAACAGGCCGGAUUACGAAGGGGCUCCUGCAGAAAGUCUUUGAGAGCACGUGUCGCUCAGGUAACCCAGGGAGCAAUCAAGCCCUGCUUCUGCUGCGCAGCUGUGGCUCACUCCUGCCCGAACUGAGUCUCGCGGAGAGGACAGAGUUUGCUCAUAAGAUCUGGGAAAAACUUCAGCAGUUAGGUGUCGUAUAUGAUGUCAGUCAUUACAAUGCUUUACUUAAAGUAUAUCUUCAAAAUGAAUACAAAUUUUCACCUACUGAUUUCCUGGCAAAGAUGGAGGGAGCAAACAUCCAGCCGAAUCGAGUAACAUACCAGAGGCUGAUAGCUGCCUACUGUAAUGUUGGAGACAUUGAAGGUGCCAGCAAGAUCCUCGGAUUUAUGAAAGCGAAGGACCUUCCGAUCACGGAGGCCGUGUUCAGCGCUCUCAUCACAGGGCAUGCGAGAGCUGGGGAUAUGGAAAAUGCAGAAAAUAUUCUCACAGUGAUGAAACAGGCCGGCAUUGAGCCUGGGCCAGACACAUAUCUGGCCUUGUUGAAUGCACAUGCUGAGAGGGGUGACAUUGGCCAUGUUAAGCAGAUUCUGGAGAAAGUGGAGAAGUCGGACCAUUACUUCAUGGACCGUGACUUCUUGCAAGUUAUUGUUAGCUUUAGUAAGGCUGGAUAUCCUCAGUAUAUCUCAGAAAUUCUGGAGAAGAUUACCUAUGAAAGAAGAUCUAUUCCAGAUGCAAUGAACCUCAUUUUGCUUUUAGUCACUGAGAAGUUAGAAGACACUGCGUUCCAGGUUUUAUUGGCAUUACCCCUGUCCAAGGAUGAGACCUCCAAUAAUAUUGGCAGUUUCUUUUUGCGGCACUGUGUGACUAUGGAUACGCCCCCUGAGAAGCUGAUAGACUACUGUCGGAGGCUGAGGGACGCCAAGCUGCACAGCUCCUCCCUGCAGUUCACACUGCACUGUGCUCUUCAAGCCAAUAAGACAGAUUUGGCAAAAGCAGUGAUGGAGGCUUUGAGGGAAGAAGGGUUUCCUAUCCGACCUCACUAUUUCUGGCCGUUGCUUGCUGGGCAUCAGAAAACAAAAAAUGUUCAAGGAAUAAUAGAUAUCCUCAAAAUAAUGAACGAAAUGGCAGUGGAUCCUGAUCAGGAAACAUAUAUAAACUAUGUGUUUCCAUGCUUUGAUAAUGCACAGUCAGUUCGAGCUGCUUUGCAGGAAAAUAAAUGUCUCUUUAAAAGUACUACGCUUGCUCAGGCUGAAGUGAGAAAUGAAGCAAUAAAUGGGAAUUUACAGAACAUUUUGUCAUUUUUGGAAUCGAAUACCUUGCCUUUCUCCUUUAGUUCCUUGAGAAACAGCCUGAUUCUAGGCUUUAGGAGGUCGAUGAAUAUAGAUCUUUGGAGCAAGAUAACAGAAUUGUUGUACACGGAUGGACGCUAUUGCUCAAAGCCUCUGGAACCAACAGAAGCUGUUGGCUAUUUUCUUUAUAACUUGAUUGACAGCAUGAGUGACUCAGAGGUACAGGCCAAGGAGGAGCAUUUGAGACAAUACUUCCAUCAGCUGCAGGAGAUGAAUGUUAAAGUUCCUGAAAACAUCUACAAAGGCAUUUGUAAUUUGCUGAAUAACUACCAUGUUCCUGAAUUGAUUAAGGACAUUAAGGUUCUGGUUGACAGAGAGAAGGUAGAUUCUCAAAAAACUUCCCAGGUUACCUCAUCUGAUUUGGAAUCAACACUUGAGAAACUCAAAGCCGAAGGCCAACCUGUAGGAGCUGUCCUGAAGCAGCUGCUCCUGCUGCUCUGCUCAGAGGAGAAUAUGCAAAAGGCCCUAGAGGUGAAAGCAAAAUAUGAGUCAGACAUGGUUAUUGGAGGCUAUGCAGCGUUAAUAAAUUUGUGCUGUCGACAUGAUAAUGCAGAAGAUGCAUGGAACUUGAAACAAGAAGUUGACCGCUUAGAUCCUUCGGCUCUUCUUGACACUGCCAAGUACACAGCCCUUGUAAAAGUAUUGGGAAAGCAUGGCAGACUCCAAGAUGCUAUUAACAUUCUAAAGGAGAUGAAAGAGAAGGAUGUUGUUAUCAAAGAUGCAACAGUCUUGUCCUUUUUCCACAUCCUCAAUGGUGCAGCUUUGAGAGGUGAAACUGAAACAGUGAAACAGCUGCAUGAAGCCAUCGUGACGCUUGGGUUGGCAAAGCCGUCCAGCAACAUAAGCUUCCCAUUGGUCACUGUGCACCUGGAAAAGGAUGACUUACCUGCUGCUCUUGAAGCCAGCAUUGCCUGCCAUGAAAAAUAUAAAAUAUUACCCAGGAUUCAUGAUGUCUUAUGCAAGCUAAUAGAGAAAGGCGAGACUGAUUUAAUCCAGAAAGCAAUGGACUUUGUGAGCCAAGAACAAGGCGAGAUGACGAUGCUCUACGACCUCUUCUUUGCUUUCCUGCAGACAGGGAAUUACAAAGAGGCCAAGAAGAUCAUUGAGACUCCAGGUAUUCGAGCUCGGCCUGCAAGACUCCAGUGGUUUUGUGAUAGAUGCAUUGCCAGUAAUCAGGCUGAAACUCUUGAAAAGUUGGUAGAGCUGACUGAGAAGCUGUUUGAGUGCGACAGAGACCAGAUGUACUACAGCUUACUGAAGCUAUACAAAAUAAGCAACGACUGGCAAAGAGCGGAUGCUGUGUGGAACAAAAUACAAGAAGAGAACAUUAUCCCUCGAGAGCGGACACUGCGGCUGUUAGCUGAGAUCUUGAAAACCAGCAACCAGCAAGUUCCUUUCGACGUUCCAGAGCUGUGGUUUGGAGAUGACAGACCUUCCCUGAGCUCAUCCUCACCCCCAGCAGGAGACACCGUUACUGAGAAGACGUUGUUGUCUGACUGCAGACUAAAGAAGAAUAAAGAUGCAUAUAAUAUCUUCCUUAAAGCUGAAAAGCAAAACGUCGUAUUUAGCAGUGAAACUUACAGCACCUUGAUAGGCUUGCUGCUGAGUAAGGACGACUUCACACAAGCAAUGCACGUGAAAGAUUUCGCUGAGACCCACAUCAAGGGCUUCACACUGAACGAUGCUGCCAACAGCCUCCUCAUCAUAAGGCAAGUUAGGCGGGAUUAUUUGAAAGCGGCUCUGGCAACUCUGAGAGCAACCUUGGAUCUGGAGCAGGUUCCGUCCGAGCUCGCCGUGACCCGCCUCAUCCAGGCGUUGGCCUUGAAGGGUGAUGUGGAAAGCAUAGAGGCCAUUCAGAAGAUGGUGAAUGGACUUGACACAAUUGGACUCUCAAAAAUGGUUUUUAUCAAUAACAUCGCUUUGGCCCAGAUGAAGAAUAAUAAAAUUGAUGCUGCCAUAGAAAACAUUGAGCACAUGCUUGCUUCAGAGAACCAAGUCAUAGAACCUCAGUACUUUGGCUUGUCAUAUCUAUUCAGAAAAGUAAUAGAAGAGCAGAUGGGACCAGCGCUAGAAAAGUUAAGCAUCAUGUCUGAGAGGUUGGCGAAUCAGUUUGCACUUUACAAGCCGGUCACUGAUCUCUUCCUACAGCUUGUGGAUUCAGGCAAGGUGGAUGAGGCCAGAGCUCUCUUAGAGAGAUGCAGUGCCAUUGCCGAGCAGAGCUCAAUUCUGUCGGUGUUCUGUCUCAGGACUGCUCAGAAACCGAAAAAGGCACCAGUUCUGAAGACCUUGUUAGAACUGAUUCCUGAGUUACGUGAAAAUCAUAAAGUAUAUUCUUGCAGCAUGAAAAGCUAUGUCUUAGACAAAGAUGUGGCCUCUGCUAAAGCACUGUAUGAGCAUUUGACAGCCAAGAACUUGAAGCUGGACGACCUGUUUCUCAAGCGCUAUGCAUCUUUGCUCAAGGAUGUUGGCGAGCCAGUCCCCUUCCCCGAGCCCCCUGAAAGCUUUGCAUUUUAUAUAAAGCAACUAAAGGAAGCACAGGAAAACCCUUCAUGAGAGAAGCAGAACAGUUGUGUGUGUGUGUGUGUGUGUGUGUGUGUGUCUGUCUGUCUGUCUGUCUGUCUGUCUGUCUGUCUGUCUGUGCACACGUUCCUGUGUCUAAAUGUUAUUUCUAAAAUGUACUUGAGAGGAAAAUAAACAAAUGAAAAUUUAA